AUGAGCAUAUGUAAACUAGAAGUGUCUGCAGAUACCCGAAGAUUGCGGCUGGUGGUAGCGCAGACACCGGCGCGGACCACCGCCCCACCGGACCAUGAAAACAAGGACCGAGACGCCUACUCAAUGUCCGUAAGCAAAGUGCUUCGCGCGACACGGGCCAGCCAUGGUCAUGCUACUCCGGAACUCACCGUAAAAGAUCGGCCGCAUGGGCAUAAGGAUGCGCCUAUAGCCAAUGUUGCUGGCUUGUCAGGGGACAGUGCGUAUGAAUACACGGACCAGUUUGCGGCUGUAGCGGAGCGUGGUGUGGAGUCCACCCCAGAGCAGCUCGCUGACUAUUACUGCUCCGGGCUGCCAGACGGUCUCCAUCUUCUCAUAACCAUUAAAGGGCAGGUGAAGCAUUCGUCGUGGGAGCAGGCAGCGACAGCCGCAGCGCGGCUCUACGAGACUAAGCAAACCGUGCUAGAGCUACAAGAAAGGUCCAGCCGAGCUAUCAGAGCGGCUGUUCAGGCACGUGGAACCCAGAGGAACCACCAGAACGAAACUUCCCUUGCGGGGAACCCUGGAAACUGCUAUCAGUAUCAAUGUCGUGGAUACCCGCGACUCCUUUAUCCCAGAAAGGGAGAACGUACCAAGCGUCAAGCGAAGGCCUGUAGGAAGUGUGGCGUUGUGGGACACUGUGCUCGGGACUGUCCUCCUUACGACCGUGGCAGGAGUCAGCCGGAAGGCAAAAGCAGCAGACAGCCCACCCGUCACAGGACUGAGACAACUGAACCUUUAAGCAACAAGCUGCGGCUCAGUAGCAAGCAUCUACCGGCUUUGGACAGCUUCCCUAAGUUCGAGCGCCGUUACCAAGGACCUUCUGAAGUCAUCGAUUGUGUAACGGCUGUCGUUUACCGUCCCGCUUUGCCUCUCACCUAUGAAUACCACAACGUUUUCCACGCUUCGCAGUUAGUUCCACACCGCCGCCGCCUUCCCCGCUUGGUUACGCAGGAUGCCGACGCCGGCUGGACCCCCAUCCGCAAAGUGGCAGGCAAUCCAACACAGCAGCAAGAGGUAGAUUAUAGCCUUCCGCCUCCCGCAGGAUUGGCAGCCUUCCAUGACGAGGAGGGAGGGCGCACCUCGCAUUGCAUAGGCUCACGGCACUACCAUUAUGAGAGAAUAGAGAAUGAGGAGGCAGAAAUAAUGUGUUAUGAGUAG
This is a messenger RNA of Eimeria necatrix, 1197 nucleotides long. RefSeq lists its product as hypothetical. NCBI's taxonomy places the organism in Eukaryota, Apicomplexa, Conoidasida, Eucoccidiorida, Eimeriidae. The transcript has 4 exons. Gene Ontology annotation, molecular function: zinc ion binding; nucleic acid binding. The coding region runs from base 1 to 1197 and encodes 398 amino acids. The record is from RefSeq and is a predicted model, not a curated record.